UAUGAAUAUAAGCAAGAGUGAGAUAGCAAAAGAAACUUCAUUAAAACCAUCUCGGAGAUCCCUGCCUUGCCUGGCCCAGAACUAUGCUUACUCAAAGAACUUGAGCCAAUCUACCUCACUCUUCCAGUCAACUGAGAGUGAAUCUCAGGCUCCCACUUCUGUAACCUCAAUCUCUGCUGACAAAGCAGAGCAAGUUAACACUGAGGAAGGCAGAAAAGACUCUGUGCUCAGAUGUUCUUUUGCUGACCUCAGCGACUUUUGCUUGGCCCUAGGAAAAGAUAAGGAUUACACGGAUGAAUCAGAACAUGCUAAUUAUGACCGAUCUCGCCUCAUUAAAGACUUUGUCCCCCCAAAUAAUUCUGAACCCAAGCCCAGAUUGCCUAAGAAUGACAUGAAUUACAUAGCAUCCAGUGGACUUCUAUUCAAAGAUGGCAAAAAGCGGAUUGAUUACAUCCUGGUUUAUAGAAAGUCAAAUAUACAGUAUGACAAAAGAAACACAUUUGAAAAGAACCUCAGAGCAGAAGGCUUGAUGUUAGAAAAGGAGCCAGCUGUUGCAAACCCUGAUAUCAUGUUUAUUAAAAUUCAUAUUCCAUGGGACACGCUGUGCAAGUAUGCAGAGAGGCUGAAUAUCAGGAUGCCCUUCAGGAAAAAAUCCUAUUACACUGACCAGAGGAGCAAAUCAAUGGGCAGGGUGCAAAAAUAUUUUAGAAGAAUCAAAAAAUGGAUGUCCCAAAACCCCAUGGUUCUUGACAAGUCAGCUUUCCCAGACCUGGAGGAGUCAGACUGCUAUACUGGCCCCUUCAGCCGUGCACGAAUUCACCACUUCAUAAUAAACAAUAAGGACACCUUCUUUAGCAAUGCUACUCGAAGCAGGAUAGUCUAUCACAUGCUGCAGCACACCAAAUAUGAAAAUGGAAUAUCAAAAGUGGGUAUCUGUAAACUUAUAAACAAUGGCUCAUAUAUAGCAGCUUUUCCCCCACAUGAGGGAGCCUACAAGAGUAACCAGCCCAUCAAAACCCAUGGACCUCAAAAUAACAGACAUCUAUUAUAUGAGCGCUGGGCACGCUGGGGAAUGUGGUACAAGCAUCAGCCCCUGGAUUUAAUCAGGCUAUACUUUGGUGAGAAGAUUGGGCUAUACUUUGCUUGGCUGGGGUGGUAUACUGGAAUGCUGAUUCCUGCAGCUAUUGUUGGCUUGUGUGUUUUCUUCUAUGGAAUAUUAACAAUGAAUGCAAGUCAAGUAAGCCAAGAAAUUUGCAAGGCCACUGAAGUCUUCAUGUGCCCUCUCUGUGACAAGAACUGCUCACUGCAGAGACUCAAUGAAAGCUGCAUUUAUGCCAAGGUAACAUAUCUGUUUGAUAAUGGAGGGACAGUCUUCUUUGCUAUUUUUAUGGCAAUAUGGGCCACAGUCUUCCUGGAGUUUUGGAAAAGGAGAAGAAGUACACUGACCUAUACUUGGGACCUUAUUGAAUGGGAAGAAGAGGAGGAAACACUUCGUCCCCAGUUUGAAGCAAAGUAUUAUAAGAUGGAGAGAGUCAAUCCCAUCAGUGGAAAACCUGAGCCGCAUCAGCCUUCCUCAGACAAAGUCACUCGGCUUCUUGUUUCUAUCUCAGGAAUAUUCUUCAUGAUUUCUCUGGUGAUCACUGCAGUGUUUGCAGUCGUGGUGUAUCGCCUGAUUGUCAUGGAACAGUUUGCAUCAUUCAAGUGGAAUUUCAUCAAACAACACUGGCAGUUUGCAACUUCUGCUGCUGCAGUCUGUAUCAAUUUUGUGAUUAUUAUGGCACUGAAUCUUGCUUAUGAAAAAAUUGCUUACCUUCUCACUAAUUUAGAAUAUCCUCGAACAGAAUCUGAAUGGGAAAACAGCUUUGCUCUGAAGAUGUUCCUCUUCCAGUUUGUCAAUUUAAACAGUUCUAUCUUCUAUAUUGCUUUCUUUCUGGGGAGAUUUGUAGGCCAUCCAGGAAAGUACAAUAAACUUUUCAACCGAUGGAGACUGGAGGAAUGUCAUCCUAGUGGCUGUUUAAUAGACCUUUGCCUCCAGAUGGGAGUUAUCAUGUUUUUGAAGCAAAUAUGGAACAAUUUCAUGGAACUGGGAUACCCGUUGAUCCAGAACUGGUGGUCACGACAUAAAAUCAAGCGGGGAAUACAAGAUGCUUCCAUACCUCAGUGGGAAAAUGAUUGGAAUCUACAGCCCAUGAAUAUUCACGGACUGAUGGAUGAGUACUUAGAAAUGGUUUUGCAGUUUGGUUUUACCACCAUCUUUGUUGCGGCUUUUCCUCUGGCCCCUCUUUUGGCUUUGUUAAACAAUAUCAUUGAAAUCAGGCUGGAUGCGUACAAAUUUGUCACCCAGUGGCGGAGGCCUUUGCCAGCCAGAGCAACCGACAUAGGUAUCUGGUAUGGAAUUCUUGAAGGAAUUGGUAUAUUGGCUGUGAUUACCAAUGCGUUUGUAAUUGCUAUUACAUCUGAUUACAUCCCACGUUUUGUCUAUGAAUACAAAUAUGGCCCCUGUGCAAGUCAGUUUGAAUAUAGUGAAAGUUGUUUAACAGGAUAUGUCAACAAUAGCCUAUCCUUCUUUGACCUGAGUGAGCUUGGCAUGGGAAAAUCUGGUUAUUGCAGGUACCGAGACUACAGAGGUCCUCCUUGGAGUUCCAAACCCUAUGAAUUUACCCUACAAUACUGGCAUAUCCUCGCUGCUAGAUUGGCCUUCAUUAUUGUGUUUGAGCACCUUGUUUUUGGAAUCAAGUCAUUCAUCGCCUACCUGAUUCCAGAUGUACCAAAGAAUCUAUAUGACCGAAUACGACGGGAGAAGUACUUAGUCCAAGAAAUGAUGUAUGAGGCUGAACUAGAACAUUUGCAACAACAACGGAGAAAAAGUGGUCACCCUGUUCACCAUGAAUGGCCUUAGUUGGUACCUGUUGCCCAGCAGGGGCAAUACCAUUAGUGGGCAUGAUGGCAACUUCAAUUUCUAGGUGGGAUCUAGGAGGAAGGCAUACCUGGCAAAACAUAUGUAUAAUAUGUUACUUGGAAAUGCAUCACAGCCAUCUCUGGGAUUUGAAAUAUCCAGGCUUCUAGGGAAGAAAACAAAUGACUCAUGACCUUAAAAAAAAUGGUUAAAUUGACAUUGCAGGAAGCCAGGAU
Molecule: messenger RNA, 3132 nt
Organism: Lipotes vexillifer (Yangtze River dolphin)
Lineage: Eukaryota; Metazoa; Chordata; Mammalia; Artiodactyla; Lipotidae
Gene: ANO3
Product: anoctamin 3
Exons: 26
Coding region: 2-2899 (965 amino acids)
Biological process (GO): chloride transmembrane transport
Cellular component (GO): plasma membrane
Molecular function (GO): chloride channel activity; protein dimerization activity
Source: RefSeq, a predicted model, not a curated record